Messenger RNA from Cottoperca gobio, 3454 nucleotides. RefSeq names its product WASP like actin nucleation promoting factor a (gene wasla). The record is from RefSeq and is a predicted model, not a curated record. Gene Ontology annotation, biological process: actin filament organization. The transcript has 11 exons. The coding region runs from base 485 to 2131 and encodes 548 amino acids. Gene Ontology annotation, molecular function: actin binding. NCBI's taxonomy places the organism in Eukaryota, Metazoa, Chordata, Actinopteri, Perciformes, Bovichtidae.
UGUUCAAUCACAUCAUCACGUGUGUGUGUGUGUGUUCGCAAACCUCCCCAAGUUAUCCGUAUUACAGUGGAAAGUUAUAGAGUUUGUCCAAACCCACACACCCCUCUCCUCCGUCUUUAAAAUGGUCUGCUCCGCCCUGCUGCCAUGUUGGAUGUACGCAUCUAUGGCUGCUGCAGCUGCCGGAGUUUCCGAAUGAAAGUUGAGCUUUUAUCUGCGAACAGACACACAGCGAGUCCUUAAUUUGUUUAUUUACCGCAAAACGGAGAAGUUACGUUUCUUUGUUCAGCAGGAGCAAGCCUGGAAACCCCCCCACCCGGUCCUCCUCCUCCGCCCUCCAGCCUGGAGUCGGACUCAGCGGAGAUGAUCCGGUUGCAGGCCACAGCAACCGGAGCCCGCAUGGAUUUUGUGCAAUAGGUAGUGUUUGCUGAGUCCGUCCGGGGAUAUCUGCAUCGUUUCGGGGGGUUAACUAGAAGAAUUAGGAGCCAUGAACAGCCACCCGCCCCCCCGCAGGGCUGUUAACGUCGGCUCCAUCCUCCUGACCCCGCAGGAGAACGACUGCCUGUUCGGCUACCUGGGGAGGAAAUGCGCUACUCUGUGCUCGUCGGUGGUCCAGGUUUACGGUGCAGACCGGAGCUGCUGCUGGGUGAAGAGAUGCUGCGGUGUGGCCUGUCUGGUCAAAGACAACCCUCUGAGAUCCUACUACAUCAGAGUGUUCGACAUCAAGGAAGGGAAAACCAUGUUUGAGCAGGAACUUUACCACAACUUCUCCAUCAGCAGCUCCAGAUCUUACUUCAUCUCAUUUACAGGAGACACGUGUCAGGUCGGUCUGAACUUCGCCAGUGAAGAAGAAGCCAAAAGAUUCAGAGCCGCCAUCAACGACCUGCUCAACCGACGACAACGCAAGACCGAGAAGAGAGGUGACCCUAAGAAUGGUCCAGCGCUGCACAUUGCCACGGUGGACAUCAAGAACCCGGAGAUCAACAAUGUGCGGUUCCACAACUCCCACAGCCACCAGCAGCCGUACCACCUCAACAACAUGCUGAGCCACAGCGGGCUCCACAGGAAGGACAAGAAGUCCAAAGGAGGAAAGAAGAAGAAGCUGACCAAGGCCGACAUCGGCACGCCCAGCAACUUCCAGCACAUCGGUCACGUGGGCUGGGAUCCAAACACGGGUUUUGAUCUGAACAACCUGGAUCCUGAACUCAAGAAUCUGUUCGACAUGUGCGGCAUCUCUGAGGCUCAGCUGAAGGACCGAGAGACGUCCAAGGUCAUCUACGACUUCAUCGAGAAGAAGGGAGGCGUGGAGGCCGUGAAGAACGAGCUGAGGAGGCAGGCCCCCCCUCCGCCUCCUUCCCGUGGCGGCCCCCCUCCUCCUCCUCCGCCCCCGCACAACUCGGCUCCACCCCCUCCUCCUCCCCCGUCCAGAGGGGGGCGGGGAGCCCCUCCUCCCCCUCCUCCGUCCAGAGCCCCCGCCUCAGCUCCUCCCCCUCCGCCUCCCUCCAGACCUGGAUCUCUGGGUGCCCCGCCUCCUCCACCUCCUCCCACCAGAGGAGGUCACCAGCCCCCUCAUCCUCCCCACCACCAUCACCACCACCACCACCAGCCUCCCCCACCUCCGCCCUCCCCGCACUCCUCCAUCUCCCUACAAGCCCCGCCCCUCCCACCUCCCCCAUUGACCCAGCAGUCACCAGUUGGCGGUGGCGGCUCCGCCCCUGCCCAACCCCCUCCGCCUCCUCCUCCACCUCCCCCUCCCGGCCCCCCUCCCCCUCCGGAGCUGGACGGUGUCGGUGGAGGCGGAGACUCUCCUCACUCGCCGAGUGGGAAGACGGCGCUGCUGGACCAGAUCAGAGGAGGAACUCAGUUGAAGAAGGUGGAGCAGAACAACCGAGCGCCGGCGUCCGGCGUGGGACGGGACGCCCUGCUGGACCAGAUCCGACACGGAAUCCAGCUCAAGACCGUGCCCGAUCAGCCAGAGUCCGGACCAAUAACAUCGUCGACUCCCAACGCCGGCAUCGUCGGCGCCCUCAUGGAAGUGAUGCAGAAGAGGAGCAAAGCCAUCCAUUCCUCCGACGAAGACGAGGAUGACGACGAAGACGAGGACUUCGAAGACGACGACGAGUGGGACGACUAGUGAAGAUUUCUCGGUCCCCCCCCCCUGCACCUACCGCUGACACUAAAAUAUCUUCUAAAAGAUCUUCCAGCAUCGACUCAAACUGUAAAGUAAAUGUUGUAAGAAUUGGCUGUAUAUUUAUUUUUGCUUUUUUUUACGAUUAUUCUAAUUAAUCUGUGCAAUACCUCAUCUGUUAAAUCUGUCCGUCACAUCCUCAUCGUUGAAGACGCUUUCCGCGGGACGUCCCGUCGUUAGAAAGCACAGCAUGACAUCAGCACAAAGUGGAGACGCAGCGUCAUCAUCAGAAUAUAAAACACGCGUCGGGACUCUUCUCGAGCUCCUUGGGAAAUAUUUGUUGUUUUCAUUUCUUCGUGUUUUCAUUCCUCGUCACAGAAACUGAAAAGGGAGACGUACGUGCGACCAAACAGGCAGGAUCCUCUUUGUGUUCUCAGCCGUCGCUUUAAAUGCGAGAUAACACUAUUUUCUUACCGUGCUUCUUUUCGUACCUCCGAGUUUCCUAAUAAAUUGUAGUUUAAUCGUGUUAUUUUUUCAUAAAUCCUUUUGACCAAAAUGCGUCGGCUCAGUCGCCUCGUGUGGAUUUCCAACGUUUUGUUUUUUUAUGAAGUUUAAAGCUGUUUAUUUGCACACAGUUUAUAUGAUAGUUUGUGUUAUUCAGGUGUGUUUGUCGAGUAAUCUUUAUUUAGUUUCAAGCAGGUGACGUGACGAUGGACAUUCUUAAGAGCUAAAGGUUUUGUGAUAUCGUGACCUUUUUAAAUGGGACUACAAACAUGGCUGACUACAAACAUGGCUGACGAUGUUUCACUCUCUUUGGCUUGAUACAAAAACAUGUCCACACACAUUAACUCGCGCGCACACACACACACACACACACACUGUGGCAUUUGUGAAAUGAUGGAAGUUUGGUUCUUGUCGUCUGGUUGGUUGUUUUUGUUGUGACAUCAUUCCGUUAUUUCCUGCGGGAGGAAACGUCAACGCUCUGGUCGGUAUUUCAAAUAUCACGUCAUGCAAAAGAAAACACUAAAAGAUAAAUAUAGUUCAUCCUCUUCCGUCCUUCGGUUUACAAAGUAUAAUUUUAUGCAAUGCGACUGUAAAUGCAGAAUAAUUAAAGAAAAAAAAAGCAAAUAAUAAUGAACCAAAUGUGGCAUCUGCAAGAAAUAACCGACGCUCGUUUUAACUGUUCGUGUUCAGAGUUUUUACCGUCCUCCAGCGAGGCUUAAUGCUGCAUCGAGAAGCCGGGAUACUGACAGUGAACCUGUGAAAAGGGUUGGGGGGGUGAGAAUACUAAAUUGUAUACUUAAAUAAAUGUUAAUAUUUACAGAGAAA